AUGGAUAAACUUCAAACAUGGGCUGAUGGGGCAGUUGUGACGAGGAACUCCAGACCCAAUAUUGUGCUGCUUGUGGCAGAUGACCUUGGGGUGGGGGAUUUGUGCUGCUACGGUAAUAACACAGUGAGCACACCUAACAUCGACCACCUAGCGAUCGAAGGAGUGAGGCUCACCCAGCACCUAGCGGCCGCGUCCGUGUGCAGCCCCAGCAGAGCAGCCUUCCCGACGGGCUGGUACCCCAUCCGAUCAGGAAUGGCCUCUCCCUUUAACCUGAACCGCACCCUCCCCUGGCUCGGCGGAUCAGAUGGACUGCCCACCAACGAAACAACUUUUGCCAAGCUGCUGCAACAUCGGGGCUACCGCACUGGACUGAUCGGUGGCAAAGGAAUGGGGGGCUGGCAACGGGGAAUCCGUGUCCGGUGGCCGACAGUCCUGGAGGCUGGGAAAGUGAUUGAUGAGCCAACGAGUCUGAUGGAUAUCUACCCCACGUUGUCCUAUGUCGGUGGAGGGAUACUGCCCCAGGACAGGGUGAUUGACGGCAGGAACCUGAUGCCCCUGCUGGAAGGCAGGGUCUCCCACUCGGACCACGAGUUCCUCUCCCACUACUGCGGGGUCUACCUGCGCACAGUGAGGUGGCACCAACGGGACUGUGCUACCACGUGGAAGGUUCAUUAUGUGACUCCAAAAUUCCACCCAGAGGGCGCUGCAGCCUGUUACGGAAGCGGGAUGUGCUCGUGUUCCGGGGACGUCAACUACCAUGACCCACCACUGCUCUUCGACAUCUCAAGGGACCCUUCAGAAGCCCAACCUCUUAACCCUGACUAUGAAGCGCUCUUUGACUCUGUGGUCAAGAAAAUCGAGGCAGCGGUCAAGGAACAUGGUAGGACUCUAACGCCUGUACCCCAGCAGUUGUCCGUGUUCAACAGCAUCUGGAAACCGUGGUUACAGUCCUGCUGUGGGACAUUUCCUUUCUGUGGGUGUGACAAGGAGGAUGACAUCAUAUCCAUCGCUCAGGACACAGAGCCCCUGUUCGACCUGGUGACUGAGAAGGUGGCCCCCGCCCUGAGGGAUCACCAGGUAUCGGUGGUUCCCACCCAGGAGCAGCUGUCGGAGUUAAACGGGGACAGGGUGUGUCUGAAGCCCUGCUGUGGGGUGUUCCCGUUCUGCCUGUGUGACAAAGAUGGGGAGCGCUCGGCUGGGGAGUCGUAA
Molecule: messenger RNA, 1209 nt
Organism: Trichechus manatus latirostris (Florida manatee)
Lineage: Eukaryota; Metazoa; Chordata; Mammalia; Sirenia; Trichechidae
Product: arylsulfatase H
Molecular function (GO): arylsulfatase activity
Source: RefSeq, a predicted model, not a curated record